Molecule: messenger RNA, 3353 nt
Organism: Castor canadensis (American beaver)
Lineage: Eukaryota; Metazoa; Chordata; Mammalia; Rodentia; Castoridae
Gene: Sema3f
Product: semaphorin 3F
Biological process (GO): negative chemotaxis; positive regulation of cell migration; semaphorin-plexin signaling pathway
Cellular component (GO): plasma membrane
Molecular function (GO): chemorepellent activity; semaphorin receptor binding
Source: RefSeq, a predicted model, not a curated record
GGGGACCGCUAGUGCGGGCCGGUCCAACGGGAGCUUCUCCGUUGCCGCCGCGGCGGCCGCCGCCCGGGAGCUCAGGCCCCGCCGCCGCAGAAGAGGUGUCCAGAGAGCCUAGUCUGUUUCGUGGGCCCUUGGCCCCUCCCACAAUGCUUGUCACUGGACUCCUCCUCUGGGCUUCUCUACUGACUAGGGCCUGGCCAACCACUCCCAACCAGGAACCCCUCUCAGCCACACCCCGGGUCCGGCUCUCAUUCAAAGAACUUAAGGCCACAGGCACCGCCCACUUCUUCAACUUCCUGCUAAACACAACUGACUACCGGAUCCUGCUCAAGGAUGAGGACCACGACCGCAUGUAUGUGGGCAGCAAGGACUAUGUGCUGUCCCUGGACCUGCACGACAUCAAUCGCGAGCCCCUCAUUAUUCACUGGGCGGCCUCCCCACAGCGCAUCGAGGAGUGCGUGCUGUCAGGCAAGGAUGGCAACGGCGAGUGUGGGAACUUCGUCAGGCUCAUCCAGCCCUGGAAUCGAACACACCUAUAUGUGUGUGGGACAGGUGCCUACAACCCCAUGUGUACCUACGUGAACCGUGGCCGCCGUGCCCAGGAUUAUAUCUUCUACCUGGAGCCUGAGAGACUCGAAUCAGGGAAGGGCAAGUGUCCGUAUGACCCCAAGCUGGACACAGCUUCAGCCCUUAUCAAUGAGGAGCUCUAUGCUGGUGUGUACAUCGAUUUUAUGGGCACUGAUGCAGCCAUCUUCCGCACACUUGGAAAGCAGACAGCCAUGCGCACAGAUCAGUACAACUCCCGGUGGCUCAAUGACCCUUCGUUCAUCCAUGCUGAGCUCAUCCCUGACAGCGCAGAGCGUAAUGAUGACAAGCUCUACUUCUUCUUCCGCGAGCGGUCAGCAGAGGCUACGCAGAGCCCUGCGGUGUAUGCCCGCAUUGGGCGCAUCUGCUUGAAUGAUGAUGGUGGUCACUGCUGUCUGGUCAACAAGUGGAGCACAUUCCUGAAAGCGCGGCUUGUCUGCUCUGUGCCAGGCGAGGAUGGCAUUGAGACUCACUUUGACGAGCUCCAGGAUGUGUUUGUCCAGCAGACCCAGGAUGUGAGGAACCCUGUCAUUUAUGCUGUCUUUACAUCCUCGGGCUCUGUGUUCCGAGGCUCUGCUGUGUGUGUCUACUCCAUGGCUGACAUUCGCAUGGUCUUCAAUGGACCCUUUGCCCACAAGGAGGGCCCCAACUACCAGUGGAUGCCCUUCUCAGGGAAGAUGCCUUACCCUCGGCCUGGCACGUGCCCUGGAGGAACUUUCACACCAUCUAUGAAGUCCACCAAGGACUAUCCUGAUGAAGUGAUCAACUUCAUGCGCAGCCACCCACUCAUGUACCAGGCCGUGUACCCACUGCAGCGGCGGCCCCUGGUGGUCCGCACAGGUGCUCCCUACCGUCUCACCACUGUUGCUGUGGACCAGGUGGAUGCAGCAGACGGGCGCUAUGAGGUGCUUUUCCUGGGCACAGACCGCGGGACAGUACAGAAGGUCAUCGUGCUGCCCAAGGAUGACCAGGAAGUGGAGGAGCUCAUGCUGGAGGAGGUGGAGGUCUUCAAGGACCCAGCACCAGUUAAGACCAUGACCAUCUCUUCCAAAAGGCAACAACUGUAUGUAGCUUCAGCCGUGGGUGUCACACACCUGAGUCUGCACCGCUGCCAGGCAUACGGGGCUGCCUGUGCUGACUGCUGCCUCGCCCGAGACCCCUACUGUGCCUGGGAUGGCCAGGCCUGUUCUCGCUACACAGCAUCCUCCAAGAGGCGGAGUCGCCGUCAGGAUGUCCGGCAUGGGAACCCCAUCAGGCAGUGCCGUGGAUUCAACUCCAAUGCCAACAAGAAUGCUGUGGAGUCUGUGCAGUAUGGUGUGGCCGGCAGUGCUGCCUUCCUUGAAUGCCAGCCCCGCUCACCCCAAGCCACUGUUAAAUGGCUGUUCCAACGAGAUCCCAAUGACCGGCGCCGAGAGAUUCGUGCAGAGGACCGUUUCCUGCGCACAGAGCAGGGCUUAUUGCUUCGUGCCCUGCAGCUCGGUGAUCGUGGCCUCUACUCCUGCACGGCUACUGAGAACAACUUCAAGCACGUUGUCACACGGGUGCAGCUACAUGUACUGGGCCGGGAUGCUGUCCAUGCUGCCCUCUUCCCCCCGCUGGCUGUGAGCGCCCCACCAUCCCCUGGCACAGGGCUCCCCACGCCUCCUUACCAAGAGCUAGCCCAACUGCUAGCCCAGCCAGAAGUGGGCCUCAUCCACCAGUACUGCCAGGGUUACUGGCGUCAUGUGCCCCCCAGCCCCAGGGAGGCCCCAGGGGCACCCAGGCCUCCUGAGCCCCAGGACCAGAAAAAGCCCCGGAACCGUCGGCACCACCCUCCGGACACAUGAGGCCAGCUGUCUGAGCCCUGUGUAGGGCCAGCCUAGCCCUCAUCCCUUUUAAUAUAAAAGAUAUAUAUAUAUAUAAAUAUAUAUAUAUAAAAAAUAUCUAUAUUCUAUACACACCCUGCCCCUGCAAAGACAGUAUUUAUUGGUGGGUUGUAUAUAGCCUGCCUCAGUGGCAGCAUCAACCAGAACUUAGACCCAUGCUGGUCAGAGACAACAAAACUGAGCCUGCCCAACCAAGCCCAGCAAGUUGCCAGGGCUAGGCAUGGAUCACACAGUCCCCAGACUCUGCUGGAAGUCUGCUUGAUCAACAGCCACCACCAAGAUCUACAGAACACAGGGAGGGAGCAAGCCCUACUUGCCAGGGCAUGGACCAGCCCCUAUGCUGAUGUGUGUUGUCAGCCAUACUAUGGCAUAGUGAUGGAUACUAGGACUGCUUUGGAGUCUGGGGGUGGGACCUCAGGAUGCCCUGAGAAGGGAAGAAGGGAAGAAGUCAUCACAAGAUGCCGAUCCCUGCCUGGGUCAGGGAUAGUCAGUCAAGGCCAGGUAUUUAUUCUCUAUUUAUUGGGGACAGGAGAAGAGGAGUCCUGCCCAGAUGAGGCAGACACUUCAGGCCCUUCUCUCUUCCCUGCUUGGCCAGAACAGGGCUAUUCCACUCUACCUCCUUAGCCCUUCCUGUGCCACCUUGACUUGGAGACUGGGAGAACAGUGGGGCCAGGUGCAGGUAGGGCUGAAGGCAGCCCUCAGCUCAGAGGGGAGAUGGGCCAUGGUGGAGGCCUAGGGCCUGCAGGGGUUCUCCAGGGCUUCCUUCUGCCCACCACUUCAAGUGAUGGGUGUACAUAGCUCUGAGAGCAGUUAGAUGGUUGGGAGGCUCCUGAUGGCCCUCUGCUGCCCGGGCCACAGCUUCCCUUGGGUUCCAUCUUGCUAAUAAACACUGGCUCUGGGACUAGA